This is a messenger RNA of Lytechinus pictus (painted urchin), 5315 nucleotides long. RefSeq lists its product as uncharacterized. NCBI's taxonomy places the organism in Eukaryota, Metazoa, Echinodermata, Echinoidea, Temnopleuroida, Toxopneustidae. The coding region runs from base 772 to 2637 and encodes 621 amino acids. The record is from RefSeq and is a predicted model, not a curated record. Gene Ontology annotation, molecular function: actin filament binding. The transcript is spliced from 7 exons.
CUCAGCUGAAAGGAGAAAGAGAUCAAUGGAGAGUGAAAUGAAAGUAAUUAAAUUGUAGAUAUAUAUUUGAGAAAAUGAAAGUGAGAAGAAUGAAAAUGUCUUUUAAGUAAUAUAAAAGAAACAAAAUUGAUCUGUUUUAUAGAGAAUCUGUGAUAUUUGUAAUUAAUAAAUUAGAAAAUUGGAACAGUGUCACAAAGUUUUGCAAUUGAGUAUGCCUGUAAAAUACAUUCCAUUUACCAAUAUGGGUACAGAAGUUUCUCAAUUCAUUAAUUUAUUUCUCAAUUAAUCAUGGGAGUUAUUUCAUAUUUGUAUUGCCUAUAUAGAGAGUAAUUUCUUACAUAGAGUAUAGGAGUGGCACAACAUACUGUGUCGUAAGUGGAAUCUAAUGUUUAAUAAAUGUUCUCUAAUUGAUUAGACAUCAUAUGCAGUUCCUUAAAAUUUGUGGGCUGAGAGGGUCCUAAAGUUUUUUUUUUUUUUGUAAAUUCUUAUUGAUAUCAUAUUUUCCCCCCUUUAAUUUCAUUUUAGAUUCAAAACAUAUCUCAUUCUGAUAUCUGGCAAAGUUGAAUUUUUCAUCUUGACUAUCUGUUUAUUGAUUUGCAGUGACAGUAGAAUAUAUGUAUUUGAGUAAUUACUGUGCUAUCUAUAUACAUAUUUCAUAAUAACUUGCUUACAGAGUGUUUUUUCUAUUUUUAUUUCUUUAACCUGUAGUUAUUGAUCUGGAAUGUCAGUACCGGUGAGAUAGCAGUGACGAUAGAUUGUCAUCGUGAUAUCAUGUUCAGCUUGUCCUUCAACUGGGAUGGCAGCAGACUAGCAACGACAUCAAAAGACAAAAUUAUCAGGGUCAUUGACCCCAGGAAUGGUGCUGUAAUGCAGGAGGGUAAAGGUCAUACUGGUACCAAGAGUUCAAAGUGCAUCUAUGCUGGUGACACAGGACGGCUGAUCUCAGUAGGUCACAGUCAAUACUCAAAUAGAGAAGUCUUCCUGUGGGAUCAGGAUAAUCUCAGUACACCAGUUGCCACGGCGGAUCUGGGUUCCGGAACAGGAAUUCUCUUCCCAUACUACGACUCGGAUAGCAAUGUCCUCUAUGUAGCAUGCAAGGGUGACUCCAGCAUAUGGUACUAUGAGAUUCUUUCCGAGAAGCCAUACCUGUUUUACCUGAAUCAGUUUAUGUCAGCCGGUCCCCAGCGAGGUCUGGGCUUCAUGCCAAAGAGAGGGGUUGAUAUGAUGACCAAUGAGGUCGUCCGGUUCUAUAAGGUUCACGCAAGCAAGAAUCUCUGUGAACCGAUAUCAAUGAUUGUACCAAGAAAGGGAGAUGCAUUCCAAUCCGAUCUGUAUCCAGACACUGUCAGUGAUCAGCCUGCCCUCACAGCUGAACAGUGGCUGUCUGGUAUCGAUGCCCCGCCCAACCUCAUGUCGCUGGGAGGGGUACCACGCCCCAUCAGUGCAUUCCCUCCAGCCCCCACCCCAGCAAAGGUCCCUCUCAGGGAAACCAGGAAUAGUGACAACAUAUCCAAAGCCUCAUCAUCAACAUCUUCGUCAUCAUCCACAUCAUCAGCAUCGAUGUCGUUACCAUCGACGUCCUCCACUAUGAUCGGUAACAAGCCGACGGCCAUUGUCACAGGCGUCAACAAAGCAGAAAGGGACGCUCAACCCAUUAAUAUAUCACUGACUGAUAGUGCACUACCAGUUUUUGAAAAAGAGAAUGUGAAUAUUGCGAGGGAAGACUCAGAAACGAACUCUAUCAAGGAGAAAUCAGAGCGAGAGCUGCUUGAAAAGGACACUGUGAUCAGUUCUGGAGGAGAUCAGCAGAAAUCCGAGUCCAGGUCGUCAUCGCUGACUUCCUCUCCCGCAAGGUCUUCGAUAUUUGCUCAGUGGAAGACGCGAGAGGCUGAAAGCCGGAACGGCGGAUCGUCUUCAGGUUUCUCCUCGAGGGCUGAAAGCAGGAAGCUGCGGGACCAUCCUUUCAAGGAUCAGUUCGAGUCUCCUAGCCGAUCCUCCAGCGGGGAGAUCGAAAUCGCUCCUCAGCAGCAGUCAAGGGAAGACUCCAGGUCAUCGUCUGUCUUCAGGUCGCCGCUGUCUUCAACCUCGGACGACUACGAGGUGGAGCGGUCGCUGAAUUUGGAAGGUAGGGAGGUGAUACGGAUCAACAUGAGCCCCACCCGCCAACCCAGCGCCACCUCCGGUAGUCCCCGGCGAGCACCCGGUGUCUCAGACUCCUCCACCAGACGUCAGAUGAGUGUCUCUAUCGACUCGUCCAGGGCACCUAGCCUUUCGGACUCCAACAGACGUAGUGUGAGCGUGUCAGAUGAGAGGCCGUACUCGCCGAUGGUCAGCACCAUUGCUAGUCGAUUCAGUCUCGCCAGCAACGGUGAAAGGAGAAACUUGGAUGAUGAGCCACUUCUAACUUCCAAGGACAUGGGUAUGGAUCAGGAUCUUGAAUCUAGCGAAAGCCGGGAUGACCUAUCCGAAGAAGUGAUCACUCCGAAACGGUCCCCCUCAAUCCAAAACCUACGCAAGGCUUACCUCAGGCAACAGGAAGAGAUAAAGCAACUGAAAUCAAAGAUACUUCUCAAGGACCAGAGGAUACGCCAACUAGAGAGGGAGCUUGAGCAAGCCACGAACGAAUCAUCAGCAUAGACCAAGCGGACUCCCUAUGCGUUAAAAGGCCUAUAUCAAAGAUAUUAGUGAAAUGUCUUUCCUAUAUUAUAAAAGGAGGUGCUGUGCUGCGCUGCAAGCCAUUAUUACACUUAAUUCAGUAGUAACCCUUAUUGUGAUUGGUGUAUAUGGUUUAUUGAUGUCCAGUCUGUAUAAUGCUAUGAUGAAUGUGUUGGUGAAAUGGCUUGAAAAGAAACUUAAAUGGUUUGUUCAACAUUCCAGCCAUGCAUUGUGGAGAAUGGUAUACAAGUCCGUCUUGCUUGAUAUGCUGCGUUACGUAAGCUUUGAAGUUAUGCACCAGCUGCAUGGAAGCGAUAGAAAAGCGUCAAGUGUUAAUUGUUCUAAAAGCUUUGGUUUCAGACCACUGGGUAAUGGGUGCUGUCUGUCGCCCAGAGAAGAAUUGUGUUUGUGACCGAUGGAUGUUAUGUAAUUAUCUAUUAUAUUCCACCCAUUGCUUCAUACGUUACAUUUAUCAUCUCACUUUCCUCGGUCCACCAAUGCCCGAAGCAGACAAAGGAAUGCUUAUGCUGGGUCAUCUUUAAUCUGCUGAUCCUCAAAGAUGCAACUAAAUCACAAUUGUAUCUCAUAUUUUUUUAUAGAGCUUUUUUGCAAAGUCCAUUGUUUUCAAAUUAUAAUCUUUUCCCCAUGAGUGAGAACCUCCUAUUGACUGUUUGGAACAUGUAUUGUUGUUCUAGCAUCAUCAGUGAACAUUUGACAUGGAAUUUUCUUACAUUACUCUUCAAGAAUCAAGAUUCAAGAUUAGAUUCAAGGUUAAGAUUCAAUAUAUUCCAUGAACAUUUCCAAUUUACAUUCCAUGGCAUAUUAUAGGAAAAGUUUCCAAUUGCAAUAUUCUUUUGCGGCCAAAGACAUGCCCCUUAUCAAAAACUUGCAACUAUUUGACAUUGAUGGUGAUGUUUUAAAUGCUUUUGAGUUUUGCAAAUGGAGAAUAUUUGCAUGUGGGAUAUGUUUUCUGUGAUUUUCUCACCUAUUAUGUACCAUACAUUGGUUCAUCUUUUCUUUUAAAUUGAAUUCCUUGCUUUUCGAAUUCAGGUAUCAGUUUCUUUGAAUGCUGUGGAGCAUUUUUAUAUUCAAUUAAUCUUCAUAUCUUUCAAUUGUACCUAAAAUGUGAAUGAAUCUAUUAAAGGCACAAUAUCUUGAUUUAUUGUUAAUAUUUGUUUGUUAGUUCUCAGCUAUUGACAAUCACAUGUAUAUUGUCGGCUUAUGACUGCAUUCAAUGUUAAAUUGAUCAACGGGAUCAAUUUUACUUGUUUUUUGUCACUUUUAAAGAUAUGCAACAAAAAACACAAUACCUCAUUUCAGCAUCAAAAUGGUUUAAUUUGAUAUUUUAAUGCAUUUUUGGUUACUUUACAAAAUAAAUACAAAAUGCAGAUGUAAGUUUGUGAUAUAUGCAGUACAGGGGCAUUGCUAGUUGCUAUUGAUUGCAAAUAUCAAUUACAAAUUUGCUGGUAAAUGAGUUGCAUGAAACAAACUUGUAAUCAAUGGUGAAAUUGAAAUUGAUUGCAAGAUUUGUGAUUGUUUGGGGGCUUGAAUUGAUUUACAAUUAAUGACAAUAUUUAUGACUGAUUUGGGAUGGAAAUUUAUCGCAAUAUUUAUGAUUGAUGUGGGACUUAAAUUGGUUGCAAGUUUCCGACAUCGCCCCUGAAUCAUUUCAGAGUGUGGUGGAGAAAUGUAAUGUUGAAGUAGAAGAUACUACUUUUUGAGAUGUCGUAUUGAGGAAUAGAAUUUCUGGACAUGGAAUUGAGAGAGAGAGAGAGAGAGCUCAAAAUUAUUUUGUAUGAAACACAGUUCAGUUAGGAAUAAUGAUGUUUUAUAUCAAAGAUUAUUGAUGUAAUUCUGUGCCAAAGAAUGAAUUGCCAUAAAGAAAACAUUGUUUAGAAAAAAAAUCAGUGAUUGCUUUUAGCGGUGAAUGGUGAGAAAUGUGCGGACAGAAUAGAUAUUUUAAUGUGAUUAGUUGAGUUGCAAUGCAAUAUGAAUUUAAGACUAUUGCUUAUCUUGUAAAAGAUUUUUAAUGGAUAUUUUUAAUGGUGGGAUUUUAAUAUGUAUGUGUAUGUUUUGCUUAACAUAAUCUAAUCAUUAAGAUGGUUCAAAGUUUUGUAUGUAACAUAUCUUGUUAUUCAUCCCUCUAAUUUUUUUCUUUAAUCAUGAAAAAUAGGAUAGCUCCAUUCUGAUUGGUUCCUGGUAAUUGUUUUGAAAUAAGUGUGCAUGCAACAAUGAUCUUGAUUGGUCAUUGCUCUUAAGUGAUUGAUUGCAAACCAUUGUUAUAGAGCCCUGGGCCAGUAACACAAAACUUAGCAAUGAUCGUAGAACAUUUUUCUACGAUUGAUUGCAUUGACUACAAUGUACAAUCAAUCAUGAAAAUCAGGCGCAUGAUCAAUCACUAACCUUUGUGUUAUGGGACUCUGGUCAUGUUAAAAACCUGUAAUAAAAAAUAAUUCAACCAAAGAGUGUGUCUUUCGUAGCAUUGCUAGGAAUUCUCCUUUUUAUCAUCUCGGCAUCUUUUUAUUGUCGAUAAGAGUUUCCUCCAAAGGUCACUAUAAUUCUUUCGAACCAAGGUCAGUAUAUAUACACAUUAUGCUUGUAUGUAAGAGUAUGUUUAGCUGUCAUUUUAAUUGUAUAGAAAUAAAGUAUGUAUUCACCAA